Messenger RNA from Baudoinia panamericana UAMH 10762, 1737 nucleotides. RefSeq lists its product as uncharacterized. Gene Ontology annotation, molecular function: metal ion binding; GTPase activator activity. Gene Ontology annotation, cellular component: Golgi apparatus. The transcript has 2 exons. Lineage: Eukaryota; Fungi; Ascomycota; Dothideomycetes; Mycosphaerellales; Teratosphaeriaceae. Bases 1 to 1737 code for a protein of 578 amino acids. The record is from RefSeq and is a predicted model, not a curated record. Gene Ontology annotation, biological process: endocytosis; intra-Golgi vesicle-mediated transport; endoplasmic reticulum to Golgi vesicle-mediated transport.
AUGUCCCGCCGAGCACCUGUAGGCGCCGAUGCGGCGGAGCGCAACCGCUCAGCGUUGAAGACCUUGGCCAAGCUCGAACCGAAUAAGCUGUGCGCCGACUGCAAGCGCAACAAGCAUCCCCGAUGGGCGUCCUGGAAUCUAGGCAUCUUCAUCUGCAUCCGCUGUUCCGGCAUCCACCGCUCGCUCGGCGUGCACAUCAGCCGCGUCAAGAGCGUCGACCUCGACUCAUGGACCGACGAACAGCUGGCGAGUAUGGUGAAGUGGGGCAACAAGCGCGCCAACCGGUACUGGGAGCACAAACUGGCGGAAGGGCAUAUGCCGAGUGAGAGUAAAAUGGAGAGUUUCAUCCGAACGAAGUAUGACUCGAAGCGAUGGGCGAUGGACGGUCCGAUGCCGGACCCAAGCACCCUGGACGAGGCAGGGGAUGUGCAAGCGAAGGACGACGAUGACGUACCGUUGAGCGUGGUGCAGGAACGGGCAAGGAGUGGCAGUGGAAGGAACGGUACGCUGCAGCCGCCUCAACAGCCACGAGUACGUCCUCAGGACGUGGAUUUGUUUGGUGACCCAGGCUCUGCUCCUCCGGCACGACCGAGCACCACAGAGCCAGCAGUCAGCAGACCUGCACCGCCCAAGGCUCAGGCUGCGCCGCCGAGACAAACGAAGCCUGGCGAGAGUCUGCUUGGCCUGGACUUUUUUGGUGGAACCCAGUCAGCGCCACCACAAAGGCCUUCAAGCACCGGUCCGAACACUACGGGCAUGCCAGGGAGAACGGAUUUGAAGCAGUCUAUUCUCUCGUUAUAUGCUUCGAAGCCAUCACAACCACAGCAGCCGUCUUCCAACAUGAACGCCUUUGGUGGCAUGCAGUCACCGCCGUUAGCAAGUCCAUCACACCAGCAGUCAAGCACUCAAGCAUUGGGAGGCCUGGGUGACGCUUUUGGCUCGUUGACCUUCACCUCACCGCCAGCGCAGUCUGCGAAGCCCUCGCCCUUUGCAGGACUGUCUUCGCCGGCCGGUCACUCACGGCAGCCGUCUAUCCCCAAAACAAACCCGCUCAGUGGAGGCAGCUUCUUCGAUGCCAAGCCUGCGCCUCCGCCGAAACAGGCGACCUCGCCACCAACGCAGCAGAAUGCAAGCUUCGGAGGAGAUUUCGGCGACUUCUCUGCGGCAGUUUCGUCGCCUGCACCUCAAAAUACUACAGCCAACAAAUCCCUGGCUCCUGCAAGCGGCCUGGGCGACCUUUUCGAUCUAGCGUCACCGACCAUGCCAGCGCCUGCUCCACCACCAAAGCCUUCCGCCACUUCAACGCCGCUUACAGCGAAGCCGCCGGCACCGAUACAGGCCAGCAGCUACACGAACAGCACGGCAUUUAACCUCUCCAGCCCGACUCAGCCGCCGGCACCGAAGCCAGCGCCUGCGGCACAAACGAGCAGCAUGUCCAGCUUCACCAACAUGAACAAUAUGGAUGCUUGGGGUUCCAACGAUGCUUGGGCAACGCCUGAUCCAGCCCCUGCACCAGCGCCUGCACCAGCGCCGACUCAGACUUUAACUUCCAUGCCGCCACCGCAGACUCAAUCCACGAACUUGAACGCAUUCAAGCCCGCGCCCGCACAGACCGUGCAGCAGGACGAAGAGUUUGGUGGGUGGAGUCAUGCAAGUCCGGUUGCGAGCACGACGGGUCCGAAGCAAGGUGGGCUUGGUGGGAAUGCUGAUGAUUUGUUUGGUAAUGUCUGGGGCUGA